This is a messenger RNA of Sclerotinia sclerotiorum 1980 UF-70, 4047 nucleotides long. RefSeq lists its product as hypothetical. The transcript has 5 exons. Gene Ontology annotation, molecular function: phosphorelay response regulator activity; transferase activity, transferring phosphorus-containing groups; protein binding. Lineage: Eukaryota; Fungi; Ascomycota; Leotiomycetes; Helotiales; Sclerotiniaceae. Gene Ontology annotation, biological process: phosphorylation; osmosensory signaling via phosphorelay pathway. Bases 1 to 4047 code for a protein of 1348 amino acids. The record is from RefSeq and is a predicted model, not a curated record.
AUGGCACCGGUAGAAGCACCAGUUGCGCUUUCGCAUGUUGAGGGUAUAUCCGAUGCUGCCAGAGCCAGAGAAUUAUACAAGUACUACCAACCUACCUCUUCCAUUAAUACCGAAUCAUGUUUUCCAAACCCUCAAAUACCGACAGAGGGUAGCAAUCAAGAGCUAGGAGUUCAAUCUGACAUUACCUCAACCAAGAUUUCCUCCCCAGAUACAUCAUUAACGGCAUUCUGCCAGCUGGUAUCUUGGAGGUUAGGGGCGCAAAGAACAAUGAUCAGUCUUAUCGAUGAUGGCACACAGUACUUCAUUGCAGAAAGCACCAAAUCCUUGGAUCUUGUGGAUGCCACAAAACACAAACCAGGUGAUGAGCUCUGGCUAGGCUGUACUUCUGUGACGAAGGCUGGUAGAUUGUGCGAGAGGUAUGACAAAUCAGAGUUUGAAUUUGCGGUCAAGUCGUCAAUUGUGUUUAAUCUUUGCUACAGGACCAUUGAGACUGCCCCGACAGUAUUAGGAGAAGAGUAUCCUUCAUUCAUUGUCAAUGAUUUAACAUUGGAUGAGCGAUUCAAUCAACUUCCUUUUGUUACCGAGCCUCCGUCUCUCAGGUUUUAUGCAGGAGUCCCGCUCAUUACCAAGCGGGGCAUACCGAUCGGAAGUUUAUUCGUUGUUGAUAGUCAUGCUCGACCAGGAUUGUCCAAGGAUGAGAUCUCUUUCAUGGGUACAAUGGCGACUACUGUCAUGAAGCAUUUGGAGUUGACUCGAGAGGUGGAAGAGCAUCGACGCGGCAUGAAAAUGAGUCGAGGCCUCGCAUCAUUUGUAGAGGGCCGUGCGGAACUAGAAGAGGCAGACAUGGAGGCAGAAGAUGGAGAAGGUACAAAGAUUGUUGGCCAGUUUGAGACUGACACCGCUAUCAGACGACAAAAGUCAAAAUCAUCAUCAACGAAAGGCUCUGCAAUGUCAAGUACUGCUUCACUUGCUCUUAGCAAUGGUAAGGAAAAGGGGUACGUAAGCUCAACUUCGCUUGGCUUCACGCAGCCUGAGGAUAUCUCCAGCUUGGCAUCUCUUCGGUCCAAUUCAUUGCGCGGUGCACGACCAGAGAUUGAGUCCAUGACACAGCAUUCAUCCUUUGGAGAAACUACGACAACUGAGCAAUCACCCUAUGAUAUGUGCAAAACCGAUACCCCGGAUGAAGAAUUUACCGAGGCAUCGGCUCUAAAGCUGCUAUUCUCUCGCGCUUCCAAUCUCAUCAGAGAGGCAUUUGAGGUAGACGGUGGAGCAGUAUUCUACGAUGCACAAAAAGGAUUCAGCAGUGAUUCUGCGCAACCCACUACUCAAGAGCCAUCUGUUACUGAUAGCCAGACGAGUGGUGACGAUGACUUUCAAACCGGACUUAAUUCUCGAUCCUCGAUUUCGCGACACCCAGGUGGUGGGGAAAGGUCCUUCACUCGGUCGUCGACCAUGUCCCCAACACGAGAAAUAGAAAUCUUGGGAUUCUCCACCCCUGAGGCAUCUUCAAUUAAUGGUGAUGCAUACCCUGGAACUCACUCCUUCCUAACUUUUGAGGAAAAAUCAUUACAUCAGUUUUUGCGCCGGUACCCACGCGGAAAGCUAUGGACUUUUGACUCGGACGGAUCCAUGUCUUCAGCCUCAGAUGAUGAAAUUCUCAAGGGCUAUCGCGGUUCCGCAAAAGAAAGCAGGAAUCCGACACGAGGAAAGAACAAGAUUGCUAGAGCUGCAGCGGAUGCAAGGUUUUUGUCGACGCAUUUUCCUGGUGUUCGCCAAUUGUUGUUUGUUCCACUUUGGGAUGCUGGUCGCUCUCGUUGGCUUAGUGCAUGCUGUGUUUGGUCAACAGAGCCCACUCGUAUUCUAUCUAAGCAGAAUGAAUUAUCGUUUCUCAGUGCGUUUGGCAAUAGCGUCAUGGCUGAAUGUUCUCGCAUAAGUACCGAAGUUGCUGAUCAGAAAAAAAGUGACUUUAUUGGAAGCAUAUCUCACUUUUCUAAAGUUAGUAGUCUUGAGAAAAAUUGGCGCAGAAAUCGUCGAGGUACGGCAAAACGGGUAUCACAGUCGAGUAAUUCUGGUCCCCUGGCUUUACAACAAUCUGAUUUGCCCAUGAUAAAUUUGUUUGCGCCUGUGGAUGUAGCAGUACUCUGCGAGGAGGUGGUUGAGAGUGUGUUUGCUGGUUACGUGUUUCAGAAUGGGACGGCGAAAACUUUUGAUAUGGUUCAUGACAUACACGACAAAAGCUCCGAAUCGAAACGACAUUCAACUUCAUCUCUUGCCAUACCACCUCCAGCAAGCCAGUCUCCACAAGUAUCAGUCAUUUUAGACAUUGUCCGAGAUGACUACAACUUUACCACACAACCUGGAGCAUUCCGUAGAAUUAUCAUGAACUUACUCGGCAACGCGUUGAAGUAUACCUCUCACGGUUAUGUGCGUGUUAAGUUGGAGACAGCCCAAUUAGAGGAUCUAACCACUUCUGGAGGCGAGAAGGCUCCGAGAUCUAUGGUAGUCUUGACCGUAACGGACACUGGAAAGGGCAUAUCUAGCGAGUUUCUUAGAUCGAAGCUCUUCACCCCCUUUGCACAGGAAAAUACCCUUUCCAGUGGAACUGGAUUAGGACUGUCCAUUGUGAGGAGUAUUAUCAAUCUACUUGAAGGAGACAUCACCAUCGAUAGUGAGGUUGGACGUGGUACUGAGGUCAGAGUAACCUUGCCACUUCUUCGCGAAAUACCAAAAGAUACAUCGCUACCUGUGACACCCAAAGCUGUAACCUCGUUGUUGCGCGAGGCAGAUGAAUCUAUAUCACUAUUGCGAAAUCAAAUAGGUGGCCGCGAAAUAGGACUCUUUAAUUUCAAUCCUCCCACGUUGGAUCCUGUGAUUGCGAAGAAGGGAAGGUUUCUCCAUGCGUCUGUCAGGAACUUUCUCACGAAUUGGUAUGGUUUGAAGAUCGUGCCAUUAUCAGCAAACCCAGAUAUUAUCCUUGCCAACGCUCCGGAUUUAUCUGUUCUCGUGAAUCUUUGCAAGAUACUUCCUCGAAAGCAUAAACCAUCGAUACUUGUAUUAUCGCCACACUCUUCACGGUUCAACCACUCAUUCUCGGAAGCUGGCAUCAGAGGAAAUGUCACUGUGGUAGCAAAGCCAGUGGGUCCGCGAAAACUCGCUAGAGCACUACGAUCUUGCCUUGAUGGAGCGGCAACUAUGAGUGGUCACGCUGUCACACCGGAUCUAUCUACUACAGGACAAGCGAGCACUAACGACCUUAGCAACGUCUUUGAGGAUCUACUUAUCUCUCCUCAUGGAGGUGAAGUACUGGACAAUAGUCGAAUGGCGGCUGAUAGCGAGAACGCUCGGAAAGCCAUUGAAUCACCAACUCCAAACGCGCUUGUUGAAAAAGGAAAAGAAUUUCCCUUUCCUCUACCUCCUGGGGGUAACACCUCUCCUCCGCGAAGAGAACCUUCCUCAGAUGAGACCCUCGAUACUCCCACAGCAGCGAAUUUUGGUUACACUUCUCAACAUAAUGCAGCAGUUGGAAGUGAGGUUAGCCAACCAGAUGGUUCUUCCGGCGGAACAACAAGCACACGCCAAUUCCCAAUUGCUGCCAUAACCCCUGAUCCAUUCGCGCCUAACUUGCUCCUAGUAGACGACAACAUGAUAAAUCUUAAACUCCUCCGCCAUUUCAUAACAAGGCUAGGCUAUACGACAGUCCACGAGGCAGAAAAUGGACUUGAAGCUGUUAGGAAAUUUGAGGAACGGUCAGAAGGGUAUGAUAUUAUUUUCAUGGACAUAAGUAUGCCGGUGCUGGAUGGAUUUGAUGCAACAAAGGAGAUCAGGAAAUUGGAGAAAUCAAGACAAGAAAGAGCAAUAGCAAAUGGUGAGAUUGGGGUGGGAAAGAAAAAAAAUGAAGCACUUGUGGUUGCGCUUACAGGAUUAGCUGGUAAAGAUGAUGUGGAAAAGGCGAGGACUUGUGGUAUUGAUCUUUUUAUGACGAAACCAGUGGCUAUGAAGGAGGUAAGAAAGAUGUUGGAGAACUGGAGAGCAAAUCAAAAGGAUUGA